Molecule: messenger RNA, 1578 nt
Organism: Mucor velutinosus
Lineage: Eukaryota; Fungi; Mucoromycota; Mucoromycetes; Mucorales; Mucoraceae
Exons: 3
Coding region: 1-1578 (525 amino acids)
Cellular component (GO): membrane
Molecular function (GO): transmembrane transporter activity
Source: RefSeq, a predicted model, not a curated record
AUGUACGUUAUUUGUAAACUGCUCUAUAUAGCCAUUUUUGCGCUACUCUCUGCUGCUCCACCUUAUUUACCCCUCUAUUACCACGACGUCCUUAAUUUCUCGUCUGAUCAAAUUGGCCUUGUGCUGGCUAUUGCUCCCUUUAUUCAAUCCGUGGCAUGCCCGUUAUGGACAUAUAUUGUUGACAAAAAACCAACGUUACACGGCCCCAUCAUGGCCAUCACAAGUUUUCUGGGCGGUUCUGCUGUUAUUGGGAUUAUGAUCAUCGGGCAUUCCGUUUCAUCAGAAGUGGUGGUACCAAAAACACUCGACCUGCUGUCCAUGCAGCUCUCCAACGCCGCCUUGGUCACCAUCACAUCUGCUUUGGCUUUGACGUUUGCCUUCUUUACGUUGCCCAACAUGUCCCUUGUGGACAGCGCGGUCAUGAAGAUAUUGGGCCCAAACAAGAUUCUAUACGGUGAACAGCGGUUAUGGGGAUCUGUAUCUGCAGGUUUGACUAUUCUACUGGUGGGCCAGCUAUUGUCCAUGACAGGCAACUUUGACAUGCUGUUCUAUGUGUUUGGAACAGCAACGGCGCUUUUCAUGGUAUUUUCAUGCUUUGCCAAGGUGAAUGAGCAAGAUGUGCAAUACAUUCUUGUACCUGAAACCUCACAUGAGCCCUCCUUGGAGCAUGUUUUGAGCCAUCACACAGCCACUGGCAGAAAACUGGUCCCUGUGACCACAGACACAUCAGAAAAACUGCUCAACGCUCGUGUGCCCGUCAACAACUACAACAGCAUCUCAUCCGACAGCAACAACCACAGCAACAGCCAUUACGUGGAUCUAUUCAAAACAGCCAGCAUUGCCUCUGCUCAUACCAUCCGUGAGGAAGCAGAUGAAACUCUAGAUGUGAUCGGUCACCUUGACCUCGGUUUGUCUAUUUCUCGUAUUGCUUCCAUUGAUCAGUCCAUGGCUGCAGGUCUCCAGGACAUUUCCACAGAAGGCAUCCCGACUGCCAAGAACGUGAUCAAAUCUGUGCGCGUUUUGAGUUUUCUGGUGGCUACACUCCUGUUUGGUUUUGUCCUGUCCGUCAUUGUCAAUUUCCUGUUCUUGUUCCUGAGUCGAGAUUUGCACAUGCCCGCAAACUGGAUCGGCUGGACUGGACCUACCACAGGUAUCACUGAGCUCUUGUGCUUUUGCUUCUCCAAACAAUUGACUGAAAUAUGUGGUGUGACAAAUAUGAUCUUGAUCGCCCAUGUGGCCACUAUUGUGCGUUGCUUAAUGUAUACAAUCCUGGUACCUGAUUCAACUUUCACCAAUGUCAGUGCUCUGGUCCUGCAAACACUGCAUGGUGUGGGUUUUGGUAUCUUUUGGGCAACGGCAGUGAGUGAAAUAGAUGGCUUCUUUCCUCCUGAACAGAGAUCAGUUGCACAAGGUAUUUUAGGCGCCCUUCAUUUUGGCCUAGGCACAGGGUUGGGUGCACUUGCAGGAGGCUACAUGUACGAGUAUCUGGGAGCUGUUGUUAUGUUUCGGGUUGUAGCUGCUGUUGCAGCAUUUAAUAUGGCCUUGUUUUAUACAGGAAGAUUAAGUAGAUUUCAAUAG